This is a messenger RNA of Hyaloscypha bicolor E, 423 nucleotides long. RefSeq lists its product as uncharacterized. The annotation marks the transcript as partial. The record is from RefSeq and is a predicted model, not a curated record. NCBI's taxonomy places the organism in Eukaryota, Fungi, Ascomycota, Leotiomycetes, Helotiales, Hyaloscyphaceae. The transcript has 2 exons.
AUGGCAGCACCAUUUGGUUUCUCGGUUGGUGACUUUAUUGCGGUUGGCCAGCUCAUUCAACAAGUCACAGUGGAACUUCGAGAGAACGGCGAAUCUGCGUCCGAAUACCAGCAUCUGAUCAUCGAACUGGAAUCUCUCGACCGCGCAUUAAAACAACUCUAUACCCUUCGGCCUGCGAAACACGAACUCCUUCAGCUCAAUGCGAUCCGAGCGACAGCCUUAUUAUGCCAGAUCCCGCUGCGCGAAUUCUUGGCAAAGAUAUCUAAAUUCGACCAAAGAUUGGGAACAUGGAAUUCUACGGACCAGAGGUUUAAAGGGUUCCAUCGACGGAUGCAGUGGAGAUUGGCAUAUCAGGAUGAUGUGAAAGAGCUGAGAACAAAGCUGGGGAGCCAUGUUGCCACAAUCUCUCUCUUGCUUAUGACG